Pseudopodoces humilis (Tibetan ground-tit) is the source of this 1008-nucleotide messenger RNA. It is a transcript of the gene MOGAT2, whose product is annotated as monoacylglycerol O-acyltransferase 2. The record is from RefSeq and is a predicted model, not a curated record. Gene Ontology annotation, cellular component: endoplasmic reticulum membrane. Gene Ontology annotation, molecular function: 2-acylglycerol O-acyltransferase activity; diacylglycerol O-acyltransferase activity. NCBI's taxonomy places the organism in Eukaryota, Metazoa, Chordata, Aves, Passeriformes, Paridae. Gene Ontology annotation, biological process: diacylglycerol biosynthetic process; triglyceride biosynthetic process.
AUGAAGGUUGAGUUUGCACCAUGGUCUGUGCCACUGCAGAGAAGGCUUCAGACAGCAUCAGUGGCUCAAUGGGUCUUCAGCUUCCUGUGUCUAGCACAGUGCUGUACAGUUGCCUUCAUCGCCCUCUUCUUCACUCGUUUUUGGCUGGUCAGUGCCCUCUAUGCUGCAUGGUGGUUAAUAGACAGGGAGAAACCCAGGAAGGGUGGGCGGCGGAUCCAAUUCUUCCGGAACGGCAUCAUCUGGAGGUACAUGAAGGACUAUUUCCCCGUCACGUUGAUGAAGACAGCAGAGCUGGACCCUCAGCAGAACUACCUGCUGGGAUUUCAUCCCCAUGGAGUCCUGGCAGUUGGAGCCUUUAUCAAUUUCUGCACAGAGGCAUCUGGCUUUUCCACACUCUUCCCAGGCAUCACCCCCCACCUGAUGAUGCUUUCCCUGUGGUUUCGCUUCCCAUUCUUCAGGGAUUAUUUGAUGAGUGGAGGCCUCAUCCCCUCUGACAAGGAGAGUGCAUCAUACGUGCUGCAGAAGCCAGAGGGUGGGAACUUGCUGGCCAUCAUUGUUGGUGGGGCACAGGAGGCACUGGAUGCCCAUCCAGGAUCCUUCACCUUGCUGCUGAAGAACAGGAAGGGAUUUGUACGCCUGGCCAUCCAGCGUGGCACACCCCUGGUCCCUGCCUUUUCCUUUGGGGAGAACAACGUCUUUGAUCAGGUGAAGAAUCCUAAGGGCUCCUGGCUGAGGAGGAUUCAGUACUCUCUCCAGCAGAUCAUGGGCAUCUCCCUUCCCCUCUUCCAUGCACGAGGCAUCUUCCAGUACAGCUUUGGGCUGAUACCCUACCGACGGCCCAUCUGCACCGUGGUUGGGAAGCCAAUUCCAGUGCAGAAGAGACACAAACCCUCGGAGGAAGAAGUUGAUCAAGUCCAUCAAAAAUAUCUAAAUGAAUUGUCCAGCCUCUUUGAGAAGCACAAAGCUAAAUAUAAUAUCCCAGAAGAAAGCCACCUGGAAUUUAUAUAG